Molecule: messenger RNA, 9649 nt
Organism: Cuculus canorus (common cuckoo)
Lineage: Eukaryota; Metazoa; Chordata; Aves; Cuculiformes; Cuculidae
Gene: USP19
Product: ubiquitin specific peptidase 19
Exons: 26
Coding region: 3378-7682 (1434 amino acids)
Biological process (GO): protein deubiquitination
Molecular function (GO): cysteine-type deubiquitinase activity
Source: RefSeq, a predicted model, not a curated record
UGUUGAGGUUCUGAUCCCUCGGGGGACAAGGAGCAGAGGAUGACAAACGUUCUUGUGCGCACAAGGGAAGUCUUUUUGUUGCGACACGGAGCAGUCAAAAGUCCAUGGAAGAAUGAGGCAGGGGAAUAGCAGCCUCCUCCACAGCUACUCCAGCAGAGGCCAUUGGGCACUGAAGCAGCUGCUGCAGGCAGGAACCAGGGAACCUCUUCCUGCCAAGCGCUAAAUAUGCCCCAAACCCGGGGGAGCAAAUGGCAUCUUGUUGUGCAUCUUCUGCUGUCGUUCCCUGACGUUUUAAACUAGCCUGAUCUGCUGCUGCAGUGGGAAGGGGUGGCCCUUCUCCCCAGCCCCUUGCUCACAUUUCUGAGUUGUCCCUUACCUCUAUCCAUUGGGAGUGUUUAUGUAGCCCUGGCAUGAACUGGGUUGGGGAACUGCUCUGGGGUAAGAAAAACUUGGCAGAGAGCAUUUUUGCUCUGGCUGGCAUCUUGAUGUGUUACGCACUGCAGCCACGUGGGUGCUCACACCAACACAAAGCCUGGGAGAGCAGAGGGUGAGGAGGCACCUCCUCUCUCAGCAACGCAGCCAGGCUUUCCCCUGCUUGAGGAAUGAUUGAGUAAGGUUUUGUAUGAACACCCCGCCGACCGGGUACUUCUCAGAGAUACACCUGGCAUCCAGCCAGGGCAGCCUUUCACCACCUCUCCCCUGCAGUGGCUCCUACAGUGCUAGCAUUAGCAGUGCCAAAACCCCUGUGCCCUUGCACACCCAGGGGCUGAACAUCCCACCUGGUGGCACAUUUCCUGAUGGCAGAGAGGCAGAAAGUUUCAGGGAUAUGAAUGGGUAGAUGGGAAUAACCUGUGCUUUGCCUACACUCCUCCAAAAGCCCACGAUGCCCACAGCGGCCUCGGGCUGCCGUCAGUCCGGCAGCUGGAAUUAGGCAGAGCUCCAACCCUGCUUGGUUCUUGCCUGCCAUUAGGAAUAACUGUCGGCAAAGCACCCGAGGGAGCCGAGCCUGCAGUGAGGCAUGAGAGCACCAGGCUUCUCCCGCAGGAGUAAUAGCAGACAUGCAGCCCUGGCUCUCCUCCUCACCCAGUCUCGGGCACAGGACAAUCCUUUCUCAGCCCUCCAGGGGCCUUCUCAGAGAUUGCUAUCAUCCUACCCAGCAGUUACCCUGUGCCACCUCUUUGGAGAUGCAGGAAGAAAGUGAUGGGGCCUGGCCUGGUCCUGCACAAAUCAGUUGCUUCUUCUCAUCUUCCACUCCUCAUGGGGUUCUCUCCCUUGAGGCGAAAGAAAUUCAGCAAAAAAAUGCUUUCCUGUGUUUGCUGAGCCCAGGAUAGCUUUCAGAGCGCUGGGAAGUAUCUGUAGCUGGCCUGUUUUGGUGUUGGUGGGGACUGGAGCAAAGCCGUGUGGCUGGCAGCAGCAGCCUGUCAGUGCCAGAGGCCCAACCUUGUGAAUUCCAGCCGCGUUUGCUACUGUGAGGGCCCUUCCUAUCCCUGCUGCAGCCGGAGGCACUGCUGUGUCCUGGGGAACUUUGAUGCUGCUUGGGGACAGCACUGCUGUCCUCCCACGCUCUUUCAGACUCUUUGGGGGCUGACGCCUAGCCCUGCUCAGCAUCCCCAUCAUUGGAUGACUUCAGGCCUCCCCUAUCAUGGGAGCUGUCUGUGACGGGCAACUGGGCUGCACUCAGUGCUGGAGAUUUUUGCUUGGCUUGGUGCCUCUUGAUUACAAGGGCAGGCUGGCCUGAAGAGAAACUGGGCACAGCACCUGCCAUGGGGCUGGCUUUCCCAGAGCUGAAAGCAGGACAGGACUGCUUUGCUCUCUUGGGUCCCUGGCGGUUUAUGGCUAUGACUCCAUGUUUGCGGCUACUUGUUGCCUGGAGUGUUUCUAGAACACAAACUCCAGGGGAUGUGGAGUGGGCGGUGUAGAGCUGUAAGCGUGCUCCCUCUAACCGAGGGCUUCCCUUGGCAGUGCCUCCUGUCCCUGGCCAUGCCCAAGCGGAGCUGUGGGGUCUGCGCUUGGUAUGCCAGCAGGUCACGGUGUUCCUGAGGGCACAGUUCAUCUCCCACUGAAGACUGCAGGCUCUGUGGAGCUGGGCUGGACCAAGAUGCUGUUUGGCUCGGCUCUGUGUCUUCAGAUGGGAGCAGGACUCUGGGAUGGGUGUGAAUCAGUGCACUGGGAGCUUCUGCCGGCACCUGGGAGUGGGCAGGAUUUAUGUGUCCAGGCCUGUUCUACCACAGCAAUGCCCUGCAGACCAGUGAGUGCCACUGGGGUCCGAGCACACAGCUGGGGCAGCAAGGGAGGAAGAAUUCCCAGGUCUCUGAUUUCACUGCCUCUGUGGAAGCACCUCAGGCAGGACCGUUUUCAGAGCAUUGUUCUGGUUUUCCUCUAUCACAGCUGUGAACAUCCAGGACUGAAACUGGAACCCGCCCUUGGGCCAGCAGCUCCCAAACACCAUAGGGGAGCUGGCUGCACCUGGGAGGGCAUGGCUAAGGGGGCAGGGGCCAGCGCCCUGUCCUAUCCCUGGGGCAUGCAGAGUGGAGGUGUCCUGUUUCCAGGCUAGGGCGCUGCUGGUGCUGUCUGUAAACGGGACUGGAGAUGAAUAUGCAAGGUGCCUCCUGCUGGUUAAGCUCCUAGCUGGUGGGCGGAGAGGGGAGGAACUCUCCUCUUGCCAGGGAGCUCCACUCUCAUCUGUCACAGGAGACUGUCCCGGGCCUGCUCCUACUUCCUUCUUAGGGUGUUACUCGCUCCCAUUCCUGCCCUCUGACAUGGGGCACUGUCGGACUGAAAUAGCUGCUACCCUGAGCCGUGGGGCAGGCUGCUUCAGUUAACCCCAGAAGUUCGAUUUUGUGGAUUGGGCUCUCCCCAUGCCCUCAUCCUCAACUCUGCCUCCAGGUCUUGUUAGUGCCGGCAGCUCCUCUGGGCCGCUGCUGCUGUAGUGGGAGCCAUGAGCGUGACAAUUGCUUUCCAGGUUUUUAAUGUGUGCCACAUAUGGAAGACCCUUGGUUGUAUCUUGGGAGUUCUGACAAGGCCAUGCUUUUGGCAGUAAGCAUUGUAACAGCUGUGAUGAGGUAGGUUUCUUCACUGAGCACUUUGAGGGUCUUCCCGUAAAUGCCAUAGUGAAGGUCAUGUGAGGGCACUGGCCCUGGGAGCAAAGAGCAGAUCUUUGCUGGGGCAAAGAGCAGAUCCUGAUGCUAUUGGGCCUUCUCCACCUGCUCCUCCUGCCACGCUUACUCUCUCCUCUCUUUAGGCCACUAGUUCCUUGCCAGAGAGUUUGAUCACAGAGAGUCGCCAAGAUAGCUGGGCCAGGAAGAAAACGUCGCACCCCUGACCCAGACUCCAUUACCGACCCCGGCGGGCCGUUUGUGUCCUCCAAACGGCUGAAAAUGUCCAGCAGCACCAAUGCCCCUGGCCAGAGGAGAGUGUCUCGGGGCUUGGAUGAUGCCACCAACAAGAAGAAGCAGAAAGAUCGAGCCAACCAGGAGAGCAAGGAAGUGUCUCGCUCAGAGCUCGAGCAGGCUGAGACUGUCCAGGUGAAGGACUCAGAAGAGGAGCUGCUGCUGGACUGGAAGCAGAAUGCCGAUGAGAUCAUCGUCAAGCUGAACUUGGGCAGUGGAGCUCUGAAGGUGGAGGAUGUGAAUGCUUCUUUCACCGACACAGACUGUGUAGUCAAACUACCAGAUGGGCGUCAGUGGAGCUGUCAAUUCUACGAAGAAAUUGAGGGCUCCUGCAGCAAGAUCCAGUGCAAAAAGGGCAACUUUCUACACCUUGUGCUUCAAAAGAAGAUCCCACUCCAUACCUGGUCUUCACUUUUGAAGAGAAGGAAAGACGGAUCCAAAGAGCUGGCCAAAGGGGCCACGUGCUGGGAGAACGGGAAGGAGAAGGCUGCUUCUGCAGAGUUGGCCCCAGAAGAGCCAAGGGCUGAAGGCACAGAGCUGCCGAGGUCCCGGCGAGAGCCUUCCAACCCCAAGCGUGCUCCAGGAAGAAGCGAGGCCCUGGGAGGGAAAAGCCCAGCCAGCCCAGGGAGGCAGAGUGGCCCCAGCGCCAAGCGGGCAGUAUACCUCAAAGUGGCUCCCACUGAAGAGGAGCCAAAUGCCAGGGUCACUGGGAGUGUGGAGCCCAGCAGAGGGCACAGCGGAAGGGCAGGCACCCGCCGCAAUGGCAGAUCCAGCCAGACUGAUGUGCCGACAGCGCUCACGGACCUCGCACCGCCACUGGAGAAGGCUGUGGUUUUGGCCAAGGAGACUGUUCCCAUGGAGAUGCCACCUCUCGCAGCUACCACGGAGGUGUUCCCCCACCGUGUUGCCACCUGUGUAGAGAAGAGGGUCCUGCAGCCAGGCAGCCCUGCUGAGGCCUUGCGUGGACGGGACUGCACACCUGUCCUGGGAGAGAGCUCUAAGACUGUCACAGCAGCCACCCCUCCCCUGGGCAGAGAUGGUGAGAAAAGGGACUGGUCCAAGGAUGACGUGGCUCUGGAAGCAGCGGCUGAUGAGCCAGAGCCUUUCGUGAGCCUGACCUUUGUCAAGAAUGACUCGUACGAGAAGGGCAAUGACCUGGUGGUAGUGCAUGUCUACGUGAAAGAGAUCCACAAGGAGACAUCCAAGGUGUUGUUCCGGGAGCAAGACUUCACGCUGGUGUUCCAGACGAGUGACAUGAACUUCCUUCGCCUCCACCCUGGCUGUGGGCCCCACACAGUGUUCCGGUGGCAGGUGAAGCUCAGGAACCUUAUUGAGCCGGACCAGUGUACGUACAACUUCACGGUGUCUCGCAUCGACGUCUGCCUGAAGAAACGCCAGAGCCAGCGCUGGGGUGGGCUGGAGGCUCCAGCCACACGAGGUGCAGUGGGUGGUGCAAAGGUUGCCAUGCCUACAGGCCCUACCCCUCUGGACAAGAAUCCCCCGGGCAGUAACCAGCACCCACUGUCCAGCAAGGAGGAGGCUCGAGCCAGUGACAAAGAGAAACCACGCAUGGAAGAUGGGGGCCUGGAUGGUGUGGCAGCCCGUACAGCUCCAGAGCAUGUGGCAGUGAAGCAGGAGCCGCACAUCCCCUCACCGAAACCCACGUGCAUGGUGCCACCGAUGACACACAGCCCGGUGAGCACUGAGAGUGUGGAGGACGAUGAGGAUGAGGACGAGAAGAAGAAGGUGUGCCUGCCUGGCUUCACGGGGCUGGUGAACCUGGGCAACACCUGCUUCAUGAACAGCGUCAUCCAGUCCCUGUCCAACACCCGGGAGCUGCGCGACUACUUCCAUGAUCGGUCCUUUGAGUCAGAAAUCAACUACAACAACCCUCUGGGGACAGGGGGACGCCUGGCCAUCGGCUUUGCCAUGCUGCUGCGAGCACUGUGGAAGGGCACACACCAUGCCUUCCAGCCCUCUAAACUGAAGGCAAUCGUGGCCAGCAAGGCCAGCCAGUUCACUGGCUAUGCCCAGCAUGACGCUCAGGAGUUCAUGGCCUUCCUGCUGGAUGGCCUGCAUGAGGACCUCAACCGCAUCCAGAACAAGCCCUACACAGAGACUGUUGACUCAGAUGGGAGGCCCGAUGAGGUAGUAGCUGAGGAGGCCUGGCAGCGACACAAGAUGAGGAAUGACUCUUUCAUUGUGGACCUCUUCCAGGGCCAGUACAAAUCCAAGCUGGUGUGCCCGGUGUGUUCCAAGGUGUCCAUCACCUUCGACCCCUUCCUGUACCUCCCCGUGCCCCUCCCACAGAAGCAGAAGGUGCUGACUGUCUACUAUUUUGCAAAGGAGCCACACAAGAAACCCAUCAAGUUUCUCGUGAGUAUAAGCAAGGAGAAUUCCAGUGCCAUGGAGGUACUUGAUUCAGUGGCCCACAGCGUGCGUGUGAAACCAGAGAACCUGCGUCUGGCAGAGGUGAUCAAGAAUCGCUUCCACCGCAUGUUUCUGCCGUCCAACUCACUGGACACGGUCUCCCCCACGGACCUGCUGCUUUGCUUCGAGGUGCUAUCUCCAGAGCUGGCCAAGGAACGGGUGGUGGAGCUGCAGGUCCAGCAGCGUCCACAGGUGCCCAGCGGCCCCGUCGCCAAGUGUGCAGCCUGCCAGAAGAAGCAGCUGCCUGAGGAUGAGAAGCUCAGGCGCUGCACGAGAUGCUAUCGAGUUGGUUACUGCAAUGUGGCCUGUCAGAAAACACACUGGCCAGACCACAAGGCUUUGUGCCGCCCUGAGAACAUCGGUUUCCCCUUCCUCAUCAGUGUGCCGGAGUCCCGCCUCACCUAUGCCCGCCUGGCCCAGCUGCUGGAGGGCUAUGCAAGGUACUCAGUCAGCGUGUUCCAGCCUCCAUUCCAGCUGGGCCGGAUGUCGCCGGAGCAGGGGCUGCAGCCUAUGCUCUCAGACAAGCUGGAGCCCCUGGCCAAGAGCAGCUGUGCAGCAGCCACCUCUGUCCCUGAUCUGGAUAACGGGGACAAGGUUUCCAGCCUUCUGCAGGAGCCCCCACUCUCGCCAGCUGUGCCUGAGCUGCACCCAGAGCAGGCGGAUAUAGGCACUGUGCGGAGCAAGGUCCUGGCAGCUAGGAGUUCCCUGCUGAGCUUGGAUUCAGGCUUCUCUGAGCACAUGGAGUCGCAGGGCGACAGCUGUUGUGAGAAGGAGCCAUCAUAUGAGAGAGCCCUCAAGCCUGAAGCUGCCAUCCCUGGGUACCAACACACUCCAGACUCGCUGGGUGCCCGCACCACACAGUUCUACAUCAACAAGAUCGAUGCUGCCAACCGAGAGCACAAGCUGGAAGAUAAAGGUGACACCCCCCUGGAGUUGACGGAUGACUGCUCCCUUGCCCUGGUGUGGAAGAACAAUGAGCGCCUCAAGGAAUUUGUGUUGGUGGAAUCCAAGGAGCUGGAGUGCGUGGAGGACCCAGGCUCAGCCAGUGAAGCAGCCCGUGCUGGUCACUUCACCCUGGAGCAGUGCCUCAAUCUCUUCACCAAGCCCGAAGUCCUGGCCCCGGAGGAAGCAUGGUACUGCCCCAAGUGCAAGCAGCACCGUGAGGCCUCCAAGCAGCUGAUGCUGUGGCGGCUGCCCAACGUCCUCAUCAUCCAGCUCAAGCGCUUCUCCUUCCGCAGCUUUAUUUGGAGGGACAAGAUCAAUGACAUGGUGGACUUCCCUGUCCGGAGCCUGGACCUGAGCAAGUUCUGCAUUGGCCGGAAGGGUGAGCAGCAGCUGCCCAUGUAUGACCUGUAUGCUGUGAUCAACCACUACGGGGGCAUGAUUGGCGGGCAUUACACGGCGUAUGCCCGUCUGCCCAAUGACAAGAACAGCCAGCGCAGCGACGUGGGCUGGCGGCUCUUUGAUGACAGCACAGUCACCACUGUGGACGAGAGCCAGGUGGUAACCAGAUACGCAUAUGUCCUCUUCUACCGCCGGAGGAACUCUCCUGUGGAGAGACCCCUGCCAGGGCACCCCCCAGAUCACCGGGCUGAGCGCACCCCCUCUGCCGAAGCUGCUGCCAGCCAGGCUUCUCUGAUCUGGCAGGAACUGGAGGCUGAAGAACAAGAGCUGCAGCUCGAGGCGCCCCAAAGGCCCCCAAGAAACUCCUGGAGGCCCCGUGGCCAGAAGCCAAGUCUGGGCAACCCACAGCACCCUAACGAAGGCUGCGUCAGAUACUUCGUCCUGGCCACCACAGCCGCAAUUGUGGCUCUCUUCCUGAACAUCUUCUACCCGCUCAUUUACCAGACCCGCUGGAGAUAAGCACAGGCAUACAGCCAGCUGCCGGAGCAGGGCCACCAGGGCAUGCACCGUCCUAGGAUGCAAUGCGACGAAGACAUCGGGUGGCAGGACAAGAAGCUGCCAGGAGGGACUCACCAAGGAAGGCAUGGGGCCGUCGGCUCCUGCCUGUCUGCUCUGGCAUCUCCCGUGCCAGCUGGCAGGGCUGCAUGGUCAGCCCGCUGCCUUGCCAAGACAGCCUGGAACCAGGAGCCCCUCUGCCAUCCCUUUCCCUCGCUGCCUGCCAGGAACGGGGCAGACCUCGUGGAUACCUGCUGCUCGGAAAGGGAUGUUGCUGCAGCAGCGCAGCCAGCACCUGGGAGACCCCAGGGAAGAUCAAUUGCCUCUACUCAGCUCCUGGGAAAGAAAAGACCUGCUGGGAGACUGCAGUAAGGGCAGGAUGCCCUGACACGGGUCCUUAUCUGGCUGCCUUUCCCAGCUGUGCUACUGUGGGAUCCUGGUGUUGGCACAACCUGUGGCUCCUGGGCCAACCCAGUCCCUCCUGGUGCCAGCUGCCCAUGCAUGUGGAGCUGUGAGCGCUGUGCUCCCAUGCUGGGACCAAACAGGCUUGUCACAAAAGGCUUGCGUGCUCCCUGCUCGGCUGGCAGCUCAGCCCUGCUGCAGCUCCUCUCUCCCGGGCAGCUGCUAUGGAGCCUGGCAAACUGGGCUGGGAUGCCCAUGGUGAGCACCUACCUCCAUGGGCUGCCAUCUCCUCUCGGCAGCACUGUGGGGCAUGUGGCCCGUCUCUGCUUGGCCCCAGCUGGCUGUGCCUGAGGAGGCCUGGUCUCUGACCGGGAAGCGCGGUGCAGUGCCUCAUGUGUGAGAGGGCUGACUGUCGGUGCUGCGGGAGAGGUGUGGGGUCGGGGAGCACAGGUAGCACCUCAGUGUGUUAAUAAAGCCAGGUUCUCCAAAGAGAUGCAGCAUCCCUGUCCUGUGUGAUGGGACCCACACACGGGGCAGGCACUCUGCCGCAGAGCUGGUGACCUUCCUGUGCCUGAGGUGACUCUCUCUACCCCUGCCAGCACAGAGACUAUGCUGGGGGCUCCACUGGGUGCCUCCUGCAGCCUGGGUGGCAGCCGUCUCGGUGUGCUGUGGGGCACGGGCUGGGCUCCAAAUCCCAGCUGUGGGGCGGCUGCCCUGGUGGGGCAAGUGUAGGGCGUGGAGAGCCCGGUGGGGCUUGCAGCACGUGGUCCCGGGGGGCUGGGGAGCGGACUGUGGCUCCGGUGGUGUCUGACAUUGAGACGUGUUGCCCUUGGCUGAGUGUGGCUCAGAGUGCUCUGGCGUGUUCGGGAGUGAGAGGUGACUUCAGAGCCCUGUGACUGCUUUUUCCAUCUCUGCUGCUGUCCCACAGUGAUGCCUUUGGCUCGCUGGGGAAGGAUGCUUGUCAGGGAAGGGGCUCACCUGUGUUUCUGACUGGGGCUUGAGCUGGUCAGCGUGGAGCCGAAGGGCUCCCCCUGCCUUGGUCCCACACCCCUCUUGCACGUGUGCUGUGGUACUCUUCCCUGGCAAGCGGGUCCUGGCCCUGCCGCGGGUGUGAAGUGCCCACCCUGGAACAGUCGCCUCAUUGUCUGCAGCCCUGGGGCGCGGCUUCCCCUGCUCGCCCACAGCACUGGCCUCGUGGGGCUGAGUCAGCACCCUGGGGUGACCUCUGCUCCUGCUGGUGCUGGUACCCCAGCGAUGGGGCCCACGAGCUGCUGCCUGCACCUGCCUGCCCGCUCUCCUUGGAGGUGGGUGGCCAGCAGAGAGGCCCAGGCCAGGUGCUGGCAGCCUGCCCUGUGGCUCACCGCUCCCACCUGGGGUAGCUGGGCACCCUGCUCAGGUGAGCUCUGGCUGCGGCAGCCCCAGGGGCGUGAGCGCCAGGCUGGGGAGAGGUGACUGGCACCAGUGGCUGCUGUCUGGAAUCCUCACCCUGCAGGGCUGUGCCCCCCCCAGCAGUGGGGAGGGAGGAGAGG